GACGUCGGCGCGCGGGAUUUAAACUGCAGCGGUUUAGGCGGCGUUAACCUAACGCUGUAGAGUCCUGGUUUUCCAGCUUCUUGCAUUACUUUUGCCCUGUGCUAUUCCGGAUUCCAUGGAGUCACUUCACGCCCGAUUGUUUCCCGGUCUCUCCAUCAACAUUCAACGGAGUAAUGGUGUAAUUCACAGCGCCAACAUAAGCACUGUGAACUUGGAGAAAUCCUGUGUUUCCGUGGAAUGGACAGAAGGAGGGACUACGAAGGGCAAAGAGAUCAAUCUCGAUGAUGUGGCUGCAAUAAACCCAGAACUCUUACAGCUUCUUCCCUUACACCCAAAAGACACCCUACCACUACAGGAAAACGUAGCCGUCCCGAAGCAAAAACGGAGAUCAGUCAACUCCAAAAUUCCAGCUCCAAAAGAAGGUCUUCGAAGCCGCUCUACGCGCAUGUCCACUGUCUCAGAGGGUCGACUUGCCACUCAGGAGAAUGAAAUGGAGGUGGAGCUGCCUGUGCCUACAAACUCUCGCAGGCAGUUUUCCGUUCCCACCGGCCACCCAAGGCCCUCCUGCUCCAUGGUGACAGAAUUACCGUUGUCCAUGGUCAGCGAGGAGGCAGAAGAGCAAGUCCACCCCACCCGAAGCACAUCUUCUGCAAACCCUGGGAAUUCAGUUCGGAGGAAAUCGUGUAUUGUGAAGGAAAUGGAGAAAAUGAAGAACAAGCGGGAAGAGAAGAGGGCCCAGAACUCGGAAAUAAGAAUAAAACGAGCUCAGGAAUAUGACGGCAGUUUUCCAAACUGGGAAUUUGCCCGCAUGAUUAAAGAAUUUCGGAUUACUAUGGAAUGUCACCCACUUACUGUGACUGACCCUAUCGAGGAGCACAGGAUCUGUGUCUGCGUCAGGAAGCGCCCGCUGAACAAACAAGAACUGGCCAAGAAAGAAAUCGAUGUGAUUUCUGUUCCCAGCAAGUGUCUCCUCCUGGUGCAUGAGCCCAAGUUAAAGGUGGACUUAACAAAGUACCUGGAGAACCAGGCUUUCUGUUUCGACUUCGCCUUUGAUGAGACAGCUUCCAAUGAAGUCGUCUACCGGUUCACAGCAAGGCCACUGGUACAGACAAUUUUUGAAGGGGGAAAAGCAACAUGCUUUGCCUAUGGACAGACAGGCAGUGGGAAGACACACACAAUGGGCGGAGACUUGUCUGGGAAAAGUCAGAAUGCAUCCAAAGGGAUCUACGCCAUGGCUUCCCGGGAUGUCUUCCUUCUGAAGGGUCAGCCUCGCUACCGGCACCUGAACCUGGAGGUUUAUGUAACAUUCUUCGAGAUCUACAACGGGAAGGUGUUUGAUCUGCUCAACAAAAAGGCCAAGUUACGCGUGCUAGAAGACAGCAAGCAACAGGUGCAGGUUGUGGGGCUGCAGGAGCGCCUGGUUAACUGCGCCGAGGAUGUCAUCAAGAUGAUCAACAUGGGCAGCGCCUGCAGGACUUCAGGACAAACGUUUGCCAACUCCAACUCCUCCCGCUCCCAUGCCUGCUUCCAGAUUCUUCUUCGAGCUAAAGGGAGAUUGCAUGGCAAAUUCUCUUUGGUGGAUCUGGCAGGAAAUGAACGAGGGGCCGACACUUCUAGUGCUGACCGGCAGACUCGCAUGGAGGGUGCAGAAAUUAACAAGUCUCUCCUGGCUCUGAAGGAGUGCAUCCGGGCACUAGGGCAGAACAAGGCUCACACCCCGUUCCGUGAGAGCAAGCUGACACAGGUGCUGAGGGACUCCUUCAUUGGAGAGAACUCAAGGACUUGCAUGAUCGCCAUGAUCUCCCCAGGCAUAAGCUCCUGUGAAUAUACUUUAAACACGUUGAGAUAUGCAGACAGAGUGAAGGAGCUGAGCCCCCAUAGCGGGCCCAGUGGAGAGCAGCCAAUUCAUAUGGAAACAGAAGAGAUGGAAGCCAGCUCUAACGGGACCUCACUGGCAGGCAAUUUCUCCAAAGAAGAGGAGGAGCUGUCUUCCCAGAUGUCCAGCUUUAACGAAGCCAUGACUCAGAUCAGGGAGCUGGAAGAGAGGGCCAUGGAGGAGCUCAAGGAGAUCAUACAGCAAGGACCAGGCUGGCUUGAGCUCUCUGAGAUGACUGAUCAGCCAGACUAUGACUUGGAGACCUUUGUGAACAAAGCAGAGUUUGCCCUGGUGCAGCAGGCUAAGCACGUCUCAGCCCUGCAAGAAGUCAUCAGGGCCCUGCGCCUGGCCAUGCAGCUGGAAGAGCAGGCUAGCAAACAAAUCAACAGCAAGAAACGGCACCAAUGAUGACUUCCAAUAAAGACCUGUUUGGUAUCACACCAGCCUCUUCCCCGCCCCAGAAAGGUUUGGGCACCUUCUGGCUUUGGUUAGGGACUGAGUUGGAUGGGUUUUGGUAAAUGCCAGUUAAGGAGCAUCAGGCCCUGGAAAGCUAGGGAGGUAUGCUGUC
Acomys russatus (golden spiny mouse) is the source of this 2444-nucleotide messenger RNA. RefSeq names its product kinesin family member 2C (gene Kif2c). Bases 116 to 2284 code for a protein of 722 amino acids. Gene Ontology annotation, molecular function: ATP binding; microtubule binding; microtubule motor activity. The transcript is spliced from 21 exons. NCBI's taxonomy places the organism in Eukaryota, Metazoa, Chordata, Mammalia, Rodentia, Muridae. Gene Ontology annotation, biological process: microtubule-based movement. The record is from RefSeq and is a predicted model, not a curated record.